AUGGCUACUCUUAACCUGAGAAACGUGCCCGGGAAUGACUCAACUUCCUCACCACCUCCACCGAACGUGACCCAGACAGUUGCGGCUGAGACUACGGCUGAUGUCUUCCAGGACCAAGUCAAAGAGAGCGUCGAGGAUACUGAAGUCGCUAUGGUGCCGCCUCCUCAGAACUUCAGCACUCCACGGUCCAGCUUCUCGCAUUCAGCAAGCCCUCCUAUCGAAGUUAUCACUGUGCAGUCGGAUGAUGAUAUGGCUUCUGAUCGCCAGAGCAUUGGGGUUUCAAUAGUCGAUGAUGAUUCUGUCGUGAUCGAUCCCAUCAAUGAAUUUCCUUUCAGGGAACCCACAGAGACACUGGAGGGAAUGGUGGUGCGCCUCUGCAAUUAUAUUGAAACUCAAUCGUCGAUCGAUGCAGGAGUCAUCUACAAACUCCAACAAUGGCUUGGACGGUAUCUCGAUUACAUCGCUACUGCCAAUCAGCAAUUGGUGGUCGAUUCAUGUCGUCUUAACCAUGUUUUCUGGGUGACCUUCCCACGCAUUGUUACCACUAUGGCUGCCCACAAGCCUCCGUUUCUAGCAGAUGAUUUGUUACGGCAUCAAACCAAGGCCAUCUUUUUAGACUACGCCAGGUUGUCGGCAUGGUUCGUCAAUCAGGAUAUUCAAACGAUCAAAGAGUUCAUAGCAGAACAGGGAGGUCGGGGACAGCAGACCGUCGAACUUUUCUGCCCAUGUUAUCUUCAGAACCUCCACUCAAUCAUCAACCCGCUAUUGUUGAGCGAUGAUCAGUAUCAGCAUUUCGGGGCCUUGUCCAUGGCCUUUCUUAAAGCAUACCAGGACAGCCCAGGCGGGAGCCUCAGUCGCCUUCUCCAGCUGACAAGAGCAUUAUUCCAAGUUAUCCCUACAUAUCCCCGGUUGACCAAUGAACUGGCACCUAUAUGCUUAGUCGCGUCAGAUAUCAUGGAAGAUUCCUGUAACUUUGUUACUCCCGAAAUUGCUUUCAAAAACAACCAGAAACUUCUGGUAGGCCACACAUUGCUCGAUCUGAUACACGAAAGAUUGGACAUCAUGAUUGACAAGAGUCCGACGCAUCUCGUCGCAGACAGUGUUCUCGUGAUCGUUCAAGCUUUGUCAAAUAUGAUCAACAUAGCUCUCAAGGGUGAUCACGCAGCUGCAACUCGCAUGUUGGAACAGCACCGCACAGAGUUUCCAGCAGUGCCUCUCAGAUACACUUCUGAAGCGAUUUCUUAUGAACACCGCUUUCAGUUCUUGAUCAAACUAAUCAAGUCAAGCCAAAUGCAACUUCGAUUUCAAGGCAUGACACAAAUGUGCAAAGAGCUUAUUGCCUUCUGGAAAAAGCAUUUCGACAGCAAAGCCGAUGAUGGAAGCCAUUAUGUCGAACACAUCGCGGAAUACCUGAUCCGGACCGGAUUUAUCGACUAUCUAUUAGGCGCCAACUGCCAUCCUGAAAUUAUUGUUGAGGGUGCUAAUAUCAUUGGCUUCAUCAUUGUGACGAGAAGGUACCGAAGGACGCAUAUCGAUAGGUUUUGGGAGGGCAUUACUUCCAGGCAAGACCCCCGUACCGCUGACGCUCUGGCCCGCAUGGUCAUUCAAGUCGCGCAUCUUUUUGACGACGAUGGGUUUUUGCUUCUCUGUGAGAAGUUCCAGACUCUUCCCAUAGACGCAUUUACGCCCGCCAUCCGAAUGCUCUGGGAGGGUGUCAUGAAGAGUAUGGCAGAAAAAUGUUCGGAAGAGCGUCUUCUCGUUGUCCAACCGUACAAUUUAUGCCUGCGUCUAUUGAGGGAUUCGUCUGUUUGUGCAUCCGGAUCGCAAGUCAUGUAUCCUGACAUCCAACAAGCAGCAAUGCAGAAAUUCAUAGAGCUCCUGAGGUGCGGUCCAGAUGCUGAAGGGCAGGAACAGCUCUACCUUGGGUGUCUUCAAGAUCUUGCAAAUAAGUCUGCAACUACCUUGGGGAGCCUUUGGUGUUUAUUCAUCGCAUUACGCUCAAGGGACAUGAGCCAAGAGAUGCGCUGGCUAGUAGAACACCAUGACUUGACAAGACUCGUAAUUGAAGAGUUGGAACAUGCUAUUUGGGCUUGCCAGGCGGCAGGGAUUCCGGCGGUUCUCUCUUGCUCUGUCAACCAACCUCGGAGAGAGUUCAUUGCCAACCUCAUCCAGCUUGAGUCGCCAUCAAUCACCGAGGAUCUUGGCGUCAAACUAUGGGACAUGUUGGUAGGGCCAAUGUCCCUUUCACCAGACGAUAGGCGGGUGGGCUGGGAAAUCUUGAACAGUCCCCAUCGGAAGAACAAAAACGGUAAUUCUUUCCUUCAAGCUUGUCUGACCUACCAUCUUCCAGCCCUUUCGUCCGAAUACUUCUGUGAGGGUAUGCUUGAAUUUCUUAGAAUUGAGAUCCUCCCACGCCUCAACGACAAUUUCAACCUUGCUCUCGAUGACCCAGAAGCGGUUGCUACUAGUGGCAUUGAACAAUUGUGGCGUCUCAUUCUCGAGGCCGAAGAUGAGACUCUAGUAGACAGGGCCAUACGAACCCUCGCAGUUGAUGUCUAUAUCGACAGUCGAUUUUUCAACUCUAUUUCAACGCAGAGAGCACAAUCUGUCCAUCUGAAGCUAGCCAGUCGAUGCUUAGGGCAGCUGAAAAGCGCUGCCCAGGAGCUGAGAAAUGCAAGCCGAGGCGCGAACAGCGAUGGCCAAGUUGUGGGUACCACAAUUACGCAACGGCAGUUACAGCAGCAAGAAAGGAUUUUCACCCGUUCGUUGAAGUUUCUCCGCUAUAUUCUUGAAGCCCACCAGUCGAAGCCAUCCUUGUCCGCACCUGACCUACGAACACUGAUCCCACAAGCCUUCCACGAGGUCCAAGGAGAUCCUGCGGGCCUGAAGUAUCAGUCCUUCGAUGGCGACCAGCAGACUGACAUCAAGCCACUUGUCAUUGGGAGGGCGAACACGGCAGCCUCACUCCUCGCUAGUUUGCGGCAAGAGACCGGGUUUGAGAACUAUCGGAUAUACUACCGAGGCCGACCAUUCCUGCCGAGUGAACAAGAUAUAUGCAGAUCCUUAGAAGAUCUAUGUGUGCAUGAUGGCCUUAUACUGGUCAGACGUGAAGAGGGUGGCCCCGCCCUCUCCAAAAGGAUUUACUACUUUCUCAUCAAGCUGCCCACAGAUGGCCACUUCAUGAGGUUGAUCAGCAGUGGAACAACGUCAUCUAAAGAUAUCUUUCCCUCGGGGCAACCGUUCAAAUCUCUUUACGCUGUCCAUGCGUUGGUCGAAUAUGCUGAAACCCUCCUCCCUAGUAAACUGAUCAGUCAUCUCAAUGAUGUGACCACUGGCUCAGGGUCCGAUCCUGUGAUCCUUCCCGAGGCUCUCAAGACACCAAUAUCCUUCAUCGUACAGGCAAUCUCGGAUGAGGACAUUUUCAAUGGCGCUUCGGUACUCCUGCGGCUAAAGUUGGCGUCUACUUUGCUGCAUGCCCUUCGGCAGUUUCUUGACAGACUCGGCAACCUCAGAGGUUCAGUACCGCCACAGGGGCUCCCCCUUCCUGACCCGAACAGGUUGGUGAAAAUGUUGUCGUAUGCCAUAGACUGCCCGGGUGACGUCCCUUCUCCGGUCAUAGCAGGAGCGCUUGUGAUCUGUCUUCGACUGAGCAUGCUUGAUGACAAGUUUUGGGCUAAACUCAGCACAAACCCCGACUUUAACCAUGACCUGCAUCGCCUUCUACUGAUUGAUUCCCGCCAGAGUAUGAGAUCGCUUUCUGCAAAACUAAUUGAAGAACUUUUUGCUGUUAUGAGUACUGCCACUCUCAUUCGUGAGACUGACUGUGAAACUUCAGCUACAUCCCGUGAGUGCUCAAUGACGGAAUAUUUCUGGAAGGUCACCAGCGCCAUGGUCAGACAGACGACUAUAUUUCCCAACCAGUGCGAAGAACUCUUCAGGUUGGUUUAUUUUCUCGUUAUGAAGAUCAACGCGCGGUCGCCUGAGUUGCUGAACAUUGAGAAGUUUGCCUCUCAAAUUAGCCAGCUUCUUCUUGAGCAUACUACAACCGAGACCAUUGGGCCACCAAGUGUAGAUGAUUCGCUCGCAAGAGGUCUAUCGUUGCUGCUGCACAUUUGUCUCCAGCUAGAUAACUCAGUCGCACAGUCAAAGACACUUCCUAGUAACCUCGCAAUGUCACUUGUUUGGAAGCACUUAUACCCUCCUAAAGACCUGCGAAGUGGGCAGCCUGUACCCAAAGUGAUCCUUAACGAAGAUACUCGAGCGAAACUUUCAGAUGUGCUAUUUACUCUUGUGAAACAUGACCAGAAGAAGAUGGUGGCGGUUGUGGAAGCUCUCGACGAACAAGUCCCAUUCUUCGACGAUGAAGAGGACGACCACUACAUCUAUGAUCUCAAUUACCAUUUCGACCGACACAGAGCUCUUCGAGCCCCUUGUGGGUAUGCUGGUCUGCUGAAUUUGUCUAACACUUGUUAUCUCAACUCGUUGAUGACACAACUCUUCAUGAACACUACGUUUAGGCGUUUCAUCCUCGGCUGCCGUAUCAAUGAUCCUGCAAAUAGCCAGCAACUCCUGUCCUACACCCAGAAACUGUUCGGUCAUAUGCAGGAGAGCUACCGUCGCUUCGUCGAUCCGUCAAAUUUCGUCCAUUCCAUCAAAACAUACGACGACGCAUUGAUUGACAUUCACAAUCAGAUGGACGUCGACGAGUUUUACAAUCUACUACUUGAUCGCUGGGAGACUCAGCUCUCUGGCCACGAUGAAAAGCGGGUCAUAAAAUCGUUCUAUGGUGGUCAGCUUGUGCAACAAGUCAAGUCAAAAGAAUGCGAACAUAUUUCGGAGCGACUUGAGCCAUUUUCUGCAAUUCAGUGUGAUAUCAAAGGGAAAGGCACAUUAGCAGAAAGUCUCCAGGCAUAUGUGGAUGGCGAGGUCAUGGAAGGAGACAACAAGUACAAAUGCUCAACAUGCGAUCGCCACGUUGACGCAGUAAAAAGGGCCUGCCUCAAAGAUGUUCCCGACAAUGUCAUAUUCCAUUUGAAAAGGUUUGAUUUCAACCUGCGUACCUUACAGAGAAACAAGAUCAAUGAUUAUUUCUCCUUUCCGGAUCGAAUUGAUAUGCGACCAUAUACCAUUGAGCAUCUCAGUAACCCAAAGAGCGAUAUCGAGGAGGACAUCUUCGAACUGGUGGGUGUGCUUGUUCACGCAGGCACAGCUGAAUCCGGACACUACUACUCAUACAUUCGCGAGCGUCCCACCUCGAGCAAUCGGCCCUUGUGGGUAGAAUUCAACGAUGACUUAGUGACGCCAUGGGACCCUGCGCAAAUGGAAUACUCCACGUUUGGAGGUACGGAUCACCGUCCCAUAUACGAUAAUAACGGCAUUUUGUACGACAAGAACUUUAGCGCUUAUAUGCUGUUUUACCAGCGUUCUUCAUCCUUGCGCGCGGAACAGGAAAAGAUGUCCGCCCUUGCCAUUCCAGCACCCCUUCGUGUUGACGUGCCAGACCACCUUGCGGAUCAUCUCUCAGACGAGAAUACGAACAUCCUCCGCCGCCAUUGUAUUUACGACCCAAGCAAUGUCAAACUUGUUCAAGUUCUGUUUCGUCAGUCACAACAGUACUGCAAAUCCCUUGGCAGAAGCGAAAAGAGCUCGAGUAUCAACAGCUUUAUGGCCAUGCGUAGUCAAGAGCAUGGACUCCAGGAUCUUGCCAUGCGAACGCUCAUUGGUAACUUGGAUCAGGUUGUUGCAAGGACUAAGGACGCUCCGGAUUUCCUCGCGUACGAAGAGAUUAUCGAAGACGCAGUCACAUCAUGCGAGCGGUGUGCCUUUUCCUUCUAUGAGUACUUUAAUCAGCAUCCGAGCGCUCUUCGCAUGCUUCUGCAGCGUAAUCCAGAUCAAUUAGUGCGGAGCAAGAUCAAGAACCUUUUCAAGGUUGCAGUCACGAAAAUCUCGACGGCUUUGCCCAAUGUUUACGAUCCGGAGAUUCGAUACAAGUUGGUUCAUGAUGCUGACGGAGACGAGACACUCUCUGAACCUGAUGCUUCCCAUCGCUCCGUUAUUGACGGCGUAAUGAUGAUAUUCCAACACCUUUGGAAAUUCUUUCAUAUCCACAUUAGAGCCUGGGACGAAUACUUUGGAGCUAUUUUAGACUUUGCUGACAUGGGUCACCGGGAAACCGGAUAUGUCUUGGCCGCGAACUUCCUAGCGAGCGCUAUCAGAAUCAUUUCUGCUGACCCGCUCCAGGAACUCAGUGGGAACUGGGCCAGAAUGCUCCAAAGUGUCAUUAGGCGGAACAAUACUACAAAGCCUACCUCGUAUGUAUCGAUUAUCAGACUAGUCAGCCACUUGAUGAGUCAGAUGAGGCCGCAAAUAGGGACCGAAUAUAUCGAAGACCCGACAGAACGUGUAUCACAACUAGCUGAGGCCUUCAGCUGGACGCCCGAAGAGGUGGACCUUGUUUACAGCAGUCCAAACGGUUCCUAUACCAGCCUGUUUGUUGAAAAACUCCUUACCCUCGAUCAAGAACACGCCGGCUGCAACAAUAUCAUCAGAAUUUUGACAAAGCUGGACAGCAGUAUGGAUGAAAAAGUACUCGGGACCUUGAAGCUAUGUAUCCGUGGUGAGACUUCGACCCAGGCCAUGGAUCCGUUUCUGCGGGCUUCUAUCACGUAUAUCGAAAGCACAGAACAGCUCAGCAACGCCAAGGACAUGAUUGAACACGUAUCUAUGCAAGCGAGAAGUCUUCAAAACACUGAGGGCCUGUAUUUUGUUCAAUUUUUCAGAACGGCAUUGGAUCUCCGCCAACAAGACAGGGAAUUUUGUAAGGCGGUCUGCACAUUCAGCCGUGACCUCAUCCCAAAAUGGGUACCUUUUCUCCUCGCAAGCCCUGGAGAACAAGUGCGCCGGAGCACACAUGACUUUUUAGUUUGCGAGUUGGGUAAGAUUGAUGCUGGUGCUACCAGUGACCGCGAUGUCACUGCGGAUGAUCAAGUCUCAAUCAGACAGAUGACGAAGCAAAUCGGCCUUAUUUGUCUCCAGUAUCUCAGGGACCACCAUGUGCGCAGACGGGCUCAAAUGAGUCGGGAAAUUGCAGACAAGUUCUUGAAGGUAAUUGAGGGAUGUGCAGCUACGAUGGCAACAACAACGGAUACACAACCCGAUCUAGACGUGGAAUUCCUCACAUUGCAGGACGAUGUCUUGAAUCCCUUCCGUAGGCUAAUUGUUGACGAACUGGAGGAAGAUGGCUCCGACUGGGAAGGAUCCUGCGGGUCAUCUGAACAACUUGAUGACAUUGUUGAGAUGAACAUUUCAGGCAUGAACGAAAUAAACGAUCUGGAGCAGAUGUCAUGA
Messenger RNA from Fusarium fujikuroi IMI 58289, 7347 nucleotides. RefSeq names its product related to DFFRY protein. NCBI's taxonomy places the organism in Eukaryota, Fungi, Ascomycota, Sordariomycetes, Hypocreales, Nectriaceae. Gene Ontology annotation, molecular function: cysteine-type deubiquitinase activity; cysteine-type endopeptidase activity. Gene Ontology annotation, cellular component: cytosol; nucleus. The coding region runs from base 1 to 7347 and encodes 2448 amino acids. The transcript is spliced from 12 exons. Gene Ontology annotation, biological process: protein deubiquitination. The record is from RefSeq and is a predicted model, not a curated record.